UGUAUUUUUUUAUGAUGAGGGAAAAGGAGUCAUCAGGAGCAAGAGAAACCCCAGGAUGGCCCGGAACCAGACCCUGAGGUGGAGCGCAUGAAAUCAAAGGUUACAUCAAUUGUCGUUGCCAAGUAAUGGGUGCCCUGUUCACCCCUAGAAGAGGAAGGUUAGACCUUCAAUUCUUGCAUUUCACUGAUGACCCUUCCUGGUGACCGGUGUUCUCCACAUUGUACAGAUGAAGAAUUAGGAGAUGCAGGGAGGCCAGAUGGUUUGCUUUUAACGUCCAGGGAGCAGAGGAGAAUGGAUGCAAAGCAGAAACUGUUCUGAAGCUCCCACUCGCACUGAGAUGGAGCACUGUCACCCAUUUGUAAUAACAUGGGCUGUAGUAGUAGUGGAGAGAUGUGCAGAGUGGGUGAGAGGCACAGACUGAGUCAUCACGGGCAUGUUCGCCAGGCAGCUUGCCCAGGGCAGCAGGGAACAUGCUGGUCUGUUCUGCGCCUUUUCCUCCAUGGGUGGGUUAGGUCUUUGAGCACAAGGAAGUGUAAUAUUCAGUUUGAAAUCCAAGGACCUAGCUAAGAUGGCACUUUAUAGUUGUUUGCCAAGUAGUUAGAAAUGCCUGGUUUCUGCUUCUGGUCUGCUAUGAAUUUAACAACAGUUAACAGAUUUUUAAGAUCAGUAUUUUCUUGAGGUUUCAGAAUUAAAUGUGAAUGUAUUCUUUGAUGCAAGUAGAUGCUUUCUCAGUCUGACCAUGAUUGAAGAUAGGCAAAGGGAGGGCUGGUGGUGUGAGAUCAUGACAGGGCUGGAGAGGAGGCCCCGUGUGGAGGUCAGGUUUUGAGGAGGACACGAGGAAAGAGGCUUAAGAACUGCACGUGACUGAACGUGAAAGAGGUGCACAUUUCUGGACCUACCUGUUCUGUGCUGUCCUUCAUCAGGGCAGCAAAUAGAAGCAUUCACAGUCUUCACCUUUCUGCACAGAGAGCCCAGUCCGGCCACUGUGUUUCCUGGGAUGGCUGAGCAGCUCGUGUCUGCCCUCAAGCCCCCUUCCCACCUCUGUGUCCUCUGUGUUAUUUUGUUCCCCUCAAGACAAGAAAGCUAGUGACUAGGCAAGGAGAAAUGGGGAGAGUGUCAGUCUUACACAAAGCUUUAUCAAAUGAAACCAUUUCUGCUUAAUGUUCAAAAUGAUCUUGCCACAUCUAGUUCUACUGCAAAAGCACUUACUUGGCAACAGAAACAUCACAUUCCGGUGCACAUCUGCAUGAAUCCCUAGCUGCUUCUGCCUCAAGCAUGUGUUUUCCCUUCCUCUCUUGUACUGAGAAAGUGAAGUAUUCACACUCUCGUUUCCUUUCUUCUGAUCCCAUACAUAAAGGGUAGUGUCUUAGCAGCAGUAUGUUGAAAGAGAAAAAGAGAAAGAACAAGGUAAAAUUCCAGUCCCCUACCCCAUCCUAUCCCACUGAAGACUGAAGAGGCCAAAGUAGAUGUCCCCAGGUCCCCAGGUCCUCAAUGUGUCCUGUCCAUUCAUAGGCCCUCAGUUCUAGUAAAGACUGCAUCCAUAUUAUUUGUGUCUGAAUUUAUGGAGGAGGUGCAUGGGAAAAGCACAUGUGCUUCUUUGCCCCAAGGCAGGGGUCAUGUUACUAUAGUUCUCAGCCACUGUAGCCCUGUUACUAGUAGCAGUUCACAAAGUGCUGUCUCCACAGUUCCUGUCUUUGAGCUGAACUGCACUUUCGAGCUGGGUAACAUUCCCUGUUUCAGGUAAAAGGUCAUCAUUUAAACCAGAAUCACAUAGCUGCUAAAUAAUGUAGGUUUGAAACCUAGGGUCUCUGAUUCCAGUACUUUCCUGAGGCCCUGCCUCUUCCCAAUAUGUCCUUCUGUAAUGGAGUUACUCAUUUCAUCAUGAUGGGUCUAGUUAACAUAGUUUAUGGUAGUUUUUGUAACUUUCCAACCAGGUUUUUCUUAUUUGUUUGUCAUUUACCUAACGUAAUUGGUAACCUGUCAAGCUCUCCUCACCUUGGAAGCUGAGGUAAGUUGGUAAAAAAAAUAGAGCUCUUAAAAUAGCACCAAAUGAUCCCCAGGCUUUAAGAGAUAAGGAGACCUUAUUCCUCAGGUCUUCCUAAGAACGUAUCAUGUCUUUAUGAAGGUUCUGGCCUGUCUCUGGUGUGGAUUGGACAUAAUGUAUAUUUAUAUGAAAGCUGUCAUCUUUGUCCAUAACUGAUUUGAAACCAAGACCACCCAAUUAUAUUCACAAAAUGUUAUUUUUAUGUUUCUUUGAUUCAAUAACUUGUUAUUUCUGACUUUCUCUGCAGAUUAAUAAUCCUCAUAUUUUUAAAUGGACACAGAUAACCAGACAUGGGUGAGAGAGUUUAUCCUCCUCGGCCUGUCCAGUGACUGGGACACUCAGGUUUCCCUCUUUAUCCUGUUCUUGGUCAUGUACCUAGCGAUAGUGCUGGGGAACUUCCUCAUUGUCCUUCUGAUCAGACUGGACAGCCGACUCCACACUCCUAUGUAUUUCUUCAUCAGCAACCUCUCCCUUGUUGAUGUGUCUUAUGCCACAACCAUCAUCCAUCAGAUGCUGGUGCAUCUUCUUGCAGAACAUAAAGCUGUCUCCUUUGUGAGCUGUGCAACCCAGUUAUUCUUGUCCCUGGACUUGGGUGGGAUUGAGUUUGUUCUACUGGCAGCGAUGGCCUAUGACUGCUAUGUGGCUGUGUGUGACCCCCUGAGGUACUCGGUCAUCAUGCACGGAGGGCUCUGUGCCAGGUUGGCCACUAUGUCCUUGGUCAGUGGGUCUGUCAACGCCCUUGUGCAGACCGCCAUCACCUUUCAGCUGCCCAUGUGCACGAACAAGUAUAUCAAUCACAUAUCCUGUGAGCUCCUAGCUGUGCUCAGGCUGGCCUGUGUGGACACCUCCUCCAAUGAGGUUGCAAUCAUGGUUUCUAGCUUCAUCCUGCUGAUGACACCCUUCUGCCUGGUUCUCUUGUCCUACAUCCAGAUCAUCUCCACCAUCCUAAAGAUCCAGUCCACAGAGGGGAGGAGGAAGGCCUUCCACACCUGUGCCUCCCACCUCACAGUGGUUGCCCUGUGCUAUGGCAUGGCCAUUUUCACCUACACCUAGCCCUGUUCCAGCCCUGCUGUCCUUCAGGAGAAGUUGAUCUCUGUCUUCUAUGCUAUUUUGAUGCCUGUGCUGAACCCCAUGAUUUGUAGUCUAAGGAACAAGGAGGUGAAGGGGGCCUGUAAGAAACUAUUAGGGCAAUUAUCUGGAUUAACACCUAAACUGACAAGUUGGUGAAUCAUGAGCAUCAUUUAGAGGAAAGAGCCUUGCCUACGAGUUCUCCUCCCCAACUCAGAUACGACCGGCGUCAGCUGCAUCGCCCUGGCAACCAGGAAUGGAUGAGGACACAUGUGCU
Molecule: messenger RNA, 3389 nt
Organism: Manis pentadactyla (Chinese pangolin)
Lineage: Eukaryota; Metazoa; Chordata; Mammalia; Pholidota; Manidae
Product: olfactory receptor-like protein OLF3
Exons: 1
Coding region: 2315-3097 (260 amino acids)
Biological process (GO): G protein-coupled receptor signaling pathway
Cellular component (GO): membrane
Molecular function (GO): olfactory receptor activity; G protein-coupled receptor activity
Source: RefSeq, a predicted model, not a curated record